AUGUCCGCUGUCUUCCACAGAUGGUUUCUCUCCCAAAAACCCGUUGGUGCUUCGGUCGCUGACUUGGAGACCAGUAUGGAUCCCCGGUUGUCCUGGCACAAAUUGAAAAGAUAUUCAUUCACGUGGAAAAGUAUAUUGCAUUACACAUUUAUGGGGGCCAUCCUUUUGUUUGUUUUCAUCGCAAACCCUGCUGCUUGGAUCUACAAGGUCCUAUUCUAUGCAAUCAUGGGUCUUUUCUUUUUCAUACCAUUUACUUCACAAUUCUUCUUCCAUGCUCUCCCGAUAUGGGCUUGGUUAGGAAUUUACUUUACCUCAUCUUAUUUCCCUGCAGGAAAGAGACCCCCAAUUACCGUGAAAGUGCUUCCUGCCAUCGAGACCAUUCUCUAUGGAGACAAUUUAAGUGAUAUCCUUGCCACAUCCACCAACAAGGUAUUCGAUAUCUUUGCAUGGAUUCCGUAUGGGAUAUGUCAUUUUGGGGCACCCUUCGUGGUGGCCAUAAUCUUAUUCCUAUUUGGUCCCCCCACAAUCUUACAAGGAUAUGCCUUUGCAUUCGGUUACAUGAAUUUAAUAGGUGUUCUCAUCCAGAUUUGUUUCCCUGCUGCACCACCAUGGUAUAAAAUUCUUUACAAUUUGGAUCCUGCCAAUUAUUCCAUGCAUGGAUCGCCCGGUGGUCUUGCUCGAAUUGAUAAAUUAUUGCAUAUCUCAGUCUACACGAAGGGUUUCACUAACUCAUCUGUCAUAUUUGGCGCAUUCCCAUCUUUACAUUCGGGUUGUGCCACUAUGGAGGCAUUGUUUUUCUCAUAUUGCUUCCCCUGGUUAAGACCAUUGUUUAUCUUCUACGUUGCAUGGCUUUGGUGGGCCACCAUGUAUUUAACUCAUCAUUAUUUCGUGGAUUUGAUGGCUGGGUCUGUGAUCUCCUUCUUCAUCUUUCAAUAUACAAAAUAUGAACAUCUACCGCUAGUGGAUACGGAUUUGUUUUGUAGGUGGUCGUAUGCAGAGGUGAAGAGAUACGAUGUACAAUCAAUGAAUCCAUUGACUGAGGAUGACGUAGAAAGUGUUCCCUUACAAGAAUUGGAAUUCAGUCUGGACGAUUUGAGUGAUGACGACGAUAAUAACAGCAACAAGAAGAAUAAAAACAAUAGGAGGUUUGAACCUUCUGAAUUAUCCAUUUAA
Naumovozyma castellii is the source of this 1173-nucleotide messenger RNA. RefSeq names its product inositol phosphorylceramide synthase (gene AUR1). NCBI's taxonomy places the organism in Eukaryota, Fungi, Ascomycota, Saccharomycetes, Saccharomycetales, Saccharomycetaceae. The record is from RefSeq and is a predicted model, not a curated record. The coding region runs from base 1 to 1173 and encodes 390 amino acids. The transcript has a single exon.